AGUGCUCGGUGCGCGCGGCCGCCCCUGUGGAGCUGGUCCCUGGCGCGGAGCAGACGAGUCCUCCUCCUUCUCCUCCCGCUCCCCCGCCCCUUCUCCCCGCGCUUUGUUGGUGCCUCUCCCUGGAGAGCGGCGGCGGCUGCGGCCGGCGGCGAUGCCCGAGUUCCUGGCGGAUCCGUCGGUGCUGACCAAGGAGAAGCUGAAGAGCGAGCUGAUCGCUAACAAUGUGAGCCUCCCGGGCGGCGAGCAGCGCAAGGACGUGUACGUGCAGCUCUACCUGCAGCACCUCACCGCCCGCAACCCGCCCGCCCUCGCGCAGCCCGACUUUUCCAGCGACGAGGAGCGGGAGCCCACACCUCUCGGAGCCCGCAGCCGCGGCGCUGCCGCCGCCGGGCGGAAAGCUACAAAGAAAACUGACAAACCCAGACCAGAGGAGAAGGAUGACCUAGAUGUAACAGAGAUGAGUAAUGAAGACCUCCAAGAACAACUUAUGAAGUAUGGAGUAAAUCCUGGCCCGAUUGUAGCUACUACUAGGAAACUUUAUGAGAAAAAGCUUUUGAAACUGAUGGAACAAGGUCCUGACCUGAAGGGACCCGUGCCUCUCCCAGCGAUUUCAGCUACUGAGAACACCAAACAGAAUGGAAACAAUGAUUCUGACCAGUACAGCGACAAUGAAGAAGAUCCGAAGACUGAGCUGAGGCUUGAGAAGAGAGAACCUCUGAAAGCCAGGACGAAGACGACAGCAGCACUCAAACAAAAAAGAGUUGUUGAACACAACCAGACCUAUUCUCAAGAUGAAGUUACUGAGACUGUCUGGACAAGUGGAUCUUCAAAAAGUGGACCUCUGCAGGCAUUUUCUAGGGAGUCUACAAGAGUGUCAAGAAGAACACCAAGAAAAAGGGUGGAAGCUACAGCACAGUUGCCUGUAGAUGAUGCUGUAAUAUCAGAGAGUACUCCCAUAAAUGAAACUAUAUUGGCUGCAAGCAACGAGACCCUAGUUGGCAAUAGGGUGCCUGGAAAUUUCAAGCAUGCAGCUCCUACACUGUCAGUCAGUGAACUCUCAGACAUGCCCAGAAGAACACCAAAGAAACCACUGAUGACAGCUGAAGUGCUGGAGAGAACUACAGAAGAAAGAAGAAUAGAAAGGGAUAUUCUUAAAGAAAUGUUCCCUUAUGAAGUAUCAACACCUACAGGAAUUAGUGCUAGCUGCCGUAGACCAAUCAAAGGAGCUGCAAGCCGGCCUCUGGAGCACAGUGACUUCAUACUGGAGGAAAGUUACUCUAAGUAUGCACAAAAAUAUGGUACCUCGACUGACACCAAGUCGGAGAAACCAGCAGUAAAAAAACAGCGCCCCGUCCCCCUGUGGAUAAAAGUUUUUCUCUUUGUUGUUGUUUCAGUCUUCAUGUUUUUGGUUUAUCAGUCAAUGGAAACUAAUCAAGGAAAUCCUUUUUCUAAAUACAUGAAUAUUGUCACUCAGGGCAGUGCCAAAUGAAUAUCUUUCUGAAAGGCACACCCAAUUUGAUCUCCUGUUUUUUAAUUGUAGAGAACUCUCCUGCCCUCUCAUCGGCUCAAGGACUUCUUAUAAAUAAUGUGAUUGGAACCUGAUAAAUUGGAUAAAUGAAGAAAGAUAAUAUUAAAUGGACAUCGGUAACUUUCUGGACUUUGGACAAGUAGGAGAUCACUGCCAUAGGAGUAACAUUUUUUUAAAUCUUUGAACUUUUUUAGGCUUUAUUUUUUUAAUGUGGACAUCCUUUAAAUUCACUUUUGAGAAAAUGUAUAUUUGUUUUUGCAAGAACUUGGAAGCUGAGAAGGGCAAAAAUGUAGUAAAAUGUGAAGCUGUGUCUUUAAAACUUUUCAUUUGUACAGAAAAGAAGUUGUACUUCUGUCUCUAGAUUAUAGCGGAGAAGGAUUUUAAUAUGGGAUAAAGGGAAAUGCAUUUCAUUAUGCAUUUUUGCAGUAACAACACAACUGAAUUUGAGCUCUUAGGAUGUAGAGAGAGUACAACAGCAGCCUUUUCUGUAGAUUACUGUAACUUUAGUAAAUGUAACUGUAAACCUGUUUGCAUUUCUGUAAAAGUCUUAGUAUCAUAUUAGUAACUGUUUAAGUGUAACUUCAUUUAAAUGUAUCCCUUCAUUUUAGUGCUUACAGUGUUGUAGGAGUUGAAUACAAAUCAAAUUGGCAAGGGAUGUAUUAGAGGAACUUAUUUAUUAGUAAUAUGUGUGGGAAAUAAAAACUACAUCAUAACAAUUUGUUACUAAAAUACUUUUUUGGGUCAAGAUUGUUAUCUGAAGCAGUCUAAAUUCCAACCUUAGCAGUGGUCUUUUUUCUUUCUUAAAAAAGCGAGGUCUUUCCAACACAGCUUUAUGUGAUUAUCUUUAAAUAUUUGUGUAGAGAAGUAUUCUCAAAGUAUGAAAAUUCCAUAUGAAGUUUUAUUCUUGUAUGAAGAGGGCAUUGCUGCAUUUUCCGCUACAGUUUCAUCUUUUAAGGUGAGAUUUACUACUUUCAUGCCAUUGACUAUUUUUCUCAGUGGAAGCAUGCUGAAACACUCUCUAUUGUGUAACUUGGUUGAGCAGGCAGCUGACUUCACUACUACCAAUGAAGAGUGAUAAGCAAAAAUUUUUUUAAAGUGAAUGUAUACAUUUUUGGUGUGCUUAAAUCUGCAGCAUACAGAUGUUCAGUCUUAUUGCUUGGUACAAAAUUGCAAUAAAUCAUACUACUUAUUCUUAAAGUGCUACUUAUAAAAAGCUGAGAACAUUAGUUAAUAGUCAAUAUCUUUUUACUCUAGGUACAAUUAUUGUGUAGACUAUAGCUAUGGGGAAGCUUUACUUUGUGAACUUUGGGACAAACAUGGUAAUUUGUAGCAAAGCAAUAGUUUUGGGGUUUUUUUCCUGUUUAAUGGUUUUUUUCCUUCUAAACUGCUUUUUUGAGUAAUCCAAAUAGCUAAACCUGUGUCCAUCCUAUAGAGAAUUGUAACAUAAGACAUUCACUUUUGGUGUCAAAAAUGGAGAAAAAUAAAAAUGAUUUUAAUGUGUGUGGAUUUUCCUUAUCAAAAUAAAUGCAUUGCUGAAAGGCAGCAAAAGCAAGACAAA
Messenger RNA from Pseudopodoces humilis (Tibetan ground-tit), 3086 nucleotides. RefSeq names its product thymopoietin (gene TMPO). NCBI's taxonomy places the organism in Eukaryota, Metazoa, Chordata, Aves, Passeriformes, Paridae. The record is from RefSeq and is a predicted model, not a curated record. Gene Ontology annotation, molecular function: DNA binding.